CUCAUUUGAUUGAAAGUCAUAGCACACUUAUUACUGUUAAUUGAGGAUUUUUUAUCUCGUUUUUCCAUUUUCUCCUCUAACUGAUACGAAGGAAAAGGGAGGAUUUGAACGUGAACCAUUGCAAUAAAAGGAAAACUGGUUAUGCUAAAAUUAGAUUGUGGCAGAAGUCGAGCAGAGACGCUAUUUCCAUGCACAGCAAAUGCCUUAAAAGUACUUUAAAUAUUUCACAAUUUCCAUUCCCUGACACAACAAAAAAAGCCCUCCCCUUCCCGUAUCUCUCCUCUUGCGUUGCUUUCCUCCAAGAGAAGAGACCAUGGAGAUCAACCAUUUCAAUAUCCUAGGCCUCAUGAUCUCCCUCUCCUGUCUCUUCUCCUUCUCUGCUUCUACCUCUGCCCCUUCACCCCUUUCCAGUGAUAUAUCGGUCCCGUUUGGAUCACCAGCUUCCGCUCCAUCUUCAUUCGAUGUACAGUACUCUUUCAGCUUUCCUGAACCUGAAGGGGAAAAGCCUGGUCAAACAUUUUCUAUAUUACCUGGUAACAUCGAUCCUACCCUUCAGCGAAUCUGUGGAGACACUGACCACCCCAUCGAAUGUCUAAUCACAACUGUUCCAUUCCUGGGUGAAAUAGUUGCUAUAGAACCUGUGUCUAUCCUCAAAGUCGGGAUUGAAGCAAUGAAUAACAAGACCAAGGAAGCGUUGGCCAAGGCUACGAGGCUCGUUCAGGAUCCGUCUACCCCAAAACACGUCGCUUCCUGCCUUGAAACAUGCAUCGACAGCUACAACGCCAUUCUCGACAGCGAUCAGAAAGUCCUUGAUGCCAUUUCUAUUCGCGACCUUUACCAGUUGAGCAUGGAGCUAAGCUCCAAUGUGGAGAAUGUACACGCCUGUGAGGAUGCUUUCGAAGAAGCCGACAUUGAGUCGCCAAUAAAGGAGAUGGAUUUAUUGCUUGGAAAGAUGAUUAGCAACAGUUUGGCCAUUGGUGUCGACUUGGUCCACUUUUAGAGGAACAAUUAAAAAGGUCUAAAAUCAAACGAAAUUAAGUCAAAAAAUUAUUGUGUUUUAGUGACAAAAAAAGGUAUCUUAUAUAUAAUUUUUUAAGAAAAAAGUAUCUUAUAAUUUGAUUCGUCGUUCAUUGUGAAGCAGAGACCUUUUGCGGCAAAAAAUAAGAAACUUUGUUACCAUUUCUUAUCGUUAAU
Messenger RNA from Durio zibethinus, 1194 nucleotides. RefSeq lists its product as uncharacterized. The record is from RefSeq and is a predicted model, not a curated record. Lineage: Eukaryota; Viridiplantae; Streptophyta; Magnoliopsida; Malvales; Malvaceae. Gene Ontology annotation, molecular function: enzyme inhibitor activity.